Messenger RNA from Didymodactylos carnosus, 687 nucleotides. Lineage: Eukaryota; Metazoa; Rotifera; Eurotatoria; Philodinida; Philodinidae. The record is from the annotation of a GenBank genome assembly.
AUGCCUCCAUCUGACGCUCAUAAAGUUCAACGUCGCAAAAAACAACUGCCUAGUUUCUCCUUGUCACAAAGCGAAGUCGUAAGUAAAUCAAGGUCACCAUUACCACCCCUCAAUAAAUCAGCAUCACAAAAAAAGUUCGAAUCAUCAAUAAGUCGUUUUGAACAAUCAUAUAAGGAUGAAUCCAAUUCGGAGGAAAGUUUUGACUCCACUGACGAUGAAAAACAACGACAAAGAAGUUCUGAUGAGGAAGAUGAUUAUGAUACAGAACUUUUUGAGUUCGCAAAUAUCAAUAUUAUUACCAGUAUUAGAAAUUUCUUAGAAACAAUCAAUCAGUUCAAAUGUCCAAAAUGUGAUAAAACUGAUUCAUAUUGUUUUCAUAUAACAAAACGUCUGGGCCUAGUAUAUUUUAUCAAUUUUAUUUGUUCCAACUGUGAAAAUGUUAUACGUUUUACUAAUGGUGGUAGAAUUAUGGCAUCACAAACCAAAAAUUCACAAAUGACGGACGUGAAUAUGAUGUUAGUGUUAGGAGGAGCUUUGGUAGGAUUGAACAGACGUGGUUUGAGUAAAGUUGUAGAUUUCGUAUUUGCAGGAUUUCUGCGUCAACUUCAGCGAUGGGGAGCUCGGACUGAUUUCAAGUUAAAACUAACACUUAUGGCUACAAUGUACAAGAAUGGCGAAGAUAGAUAA